Messenger RNA from Lolium rigidum, 1701 nucleotides. RefSeq lists its product as uncharacterized. Bases 3 to 1286 code for a protein of 427 amino acids. NCBI's taxonomy places the organism in Eukaryota, Viridiplantae, Streptophyta, Magnoliopsida, Poales, Poaceae. Gene Ontology annotation, molecular function: protein binding. The transcript has a single exon. The record is from RefSeq and is a predicted model, not a curated record.
CAAUGGACCUCGCCUGUGAUCCCACCCAGCCGCCGCCGGCAAAGCGCACGACGGAACCAAACUGCACCACCAUCGACUCCCUCGGCGACGACAUCCUGCGGGAGAUCUUGCUCCUCCUCCCCUCCCUCACGGCGCUCAUCCGCGCCGCCUUCACCUGCCGGGCGUGGCGCCGCGCCGUGGCCUCCUCGCCGUCCUUCCGCCGCCGAUUCCGCGCCCUCCACCCGUCGCCUCCCCUCGGCCUGUUCUUCACGCGCCCCAGGUCCGUCCACCGUCCCAACGUCCCUGCCCUCCCCGACUUCGUGCCGACCCGUCGCCCCGAUAAGGACCUGGCCGCCGCCGUCCGCUGCGGCGACUUCUUCAUCACCUCCAUCCCGGAUCGCCGCGGCGAAACACCCUGCUGGGAUAUCGUGGACUGCCGCGAUGGCUUCCUCCUCCUCAAUGAUUGGGACAAUUCGUUGCUUGCCUUGUUCAACCCAUAUUCAAGGUGGAGCCGUGGGGUCUUCGACAUGCCGGAUGGGGAUAUCUUUGGGGAUUACCGUGGAAUUUUCGGCCUCCGUAGUAUCCACCUGAUCUACUCUGACGAGGAACCCAUGUCGUUCCGGGUGGUGUGCCUUGUCUAUGAUGAGUCCAGGGUGAGGGCUUUGGUCUUCUCCCCCUCCGAUACCUCGGGGUGGCACAUUGGCCCAUGGGUGGAGGUCUCCCCGACGCCGCAGACCGACUCGGAGUGGCUUGAGGAGGGCAUGCAGGCUAAUGGGUUGUUCAUCUUUUGGGUUUGCGUGGAUCUGAAGAUUGUGGUUACAUUGAACACUACUACUUUGGAGUUCUCGGUUGAUGAGCUCCCACAAUGCUUGACGGCGGUAGAUCAAGACGUCAGUUUUGACGUGGGUGAAACCAUGGAUGGUGCACCUUGCAUUGUUUAUGCAGUUGAACUCACCAUUGGUGUCUUGUUGCGCAAAGCUGAUGAUGACGGUGUUGAGAAAUGGGUGCAAGACAGGGUAGUUCCUCUGGAAACACAGCUUGCCCGGAUAAUCGAGGACCUACCGCUACCAGGUGACCUCCAACUAAAUGUUGCUGCAAUCAGGAAUGGCUUUGUCUACUUGGCAACGUCGGAUAUGUACCAUGAGCCCCAGAAUCCUUGUUGGUUCCUGUCCCUUUGCUUGGAAACAAUGGAGCUGGAAAUGCUGUUCCAGAGGACAUUUGACAACCAAAUUUAUCCCUAUGUCUUACCAUGGCCUCGUUCUUUAGUAGGUAACUAUGGGAGGUUUGCGCUUGAAGUUGCUCCAUGAAAUGCAUUAUUGGACAUCAGAUGUAACUAUGACGAGGAAGGUGAAUUUGUACUCCCUCCGGUUCAUAUUAAUUGACUCUAAUAUGGAUGUAUCUAGACACAUUUUAGUUCUAGAUACAUCCAUAUUGAAGUCAAUUAAUAUGGAUCGGAGGGAGUACAAGAACUGCAAGGACAUUUGCUUCUUGUUCCCCAUUAAAAUUAUAAUGUCUUAGUGCUACUCAGGACUAUUACUCCAGUUGAAUUCAGUGGUGUUGAAGAUCUAUUCCUUACCUAUUUACCUGUCAAUCCCAUGUCGUUACCUUUUGCACUAUUUGUUGACUAGUGGUUUACAUCCAAUUAGAACUUCUCAUAUUUGGUGUAAGUCUAAACUUGUUUGCUAUUUGGUCACUAAUAACUGUGUUGAUUUCAGGUGUUGA